AUGCUGGCCAGCGGGUGCCCAGGGGUGCCAUGGCUCUGGGCCAUGCUGCCAAGGAGCUGCGACAGAGGGAGAGCCUGGAGAGGUCGGACGAGGAGAACCUGAAGGAGGAGUGCAGCAGCACUGAGAGCACCCACCAUGAGCACGAGGAGCUGGCGGGCCCCCGGGCCAAGGAGGCACAGCGGCUGGAGGAGGAGCGCGCCAGUGUGCUCAGCCGCCUGGACCAGCUGAAGGGCCACGUCAAGGAGCUGGAGCAGCAGCUGCAGGAGACAUCGCGAGAGGCAGAGAUGGAGCGGGCGCUGCUGCAGGGUGAGCAGGAGUCAGAGGCGGCGCGGCUGCGGCAGGAGCAGGAGGCGGUGCAGCAGCUGCAGGAGAAGCUCUCCAGCCUGGACGCCAGCAUCCGGAAGGAGCGGGGCAAGGAGGCGGAGGCGCUGGAGACGGAGGCCAAGCUGUUUGAGGACCUGGAGUUCCAGCAGCGGGAGCGGGAGAGCCGCCUCGAGGAGGAGCGCGAGGCGCGGGGCCAGCAGCUCCUGCAGAGCCGGGCCGAGUGCCACCGCAGCAUCCCCAGCAGGAAGGAGCGGGUGGCUGCCCUGGACGCCCAGGCUGCCCAGAUCCUGCUGCAGAGCGCCCAGGAGGCCGAGCGCCUGGCCAGGGAGAGGAACGGCGUCCUGCAGCUCCUACAGAAGGAGAAGGAGAAGCUCGUGUCUCUGGAGAGGCGAUACCAGCUCCUCACAGGCGGCAGGAGCUUCCCCAAAAUGUCCUCAGCUCUCAGAGAGAUGGAGCAGCAGCUGCUGGGGGGCCCCGUGUGGCUCCCGGCUCUUGAUUUAGAGAAGUGGUACCAGGAGGUCAUGGCUGGCUUUGAGACCUCCUCCUCCUCUGUCUCUCCUCCUUCUUCCCCUCCUCCGCUUCCAGCUAAAGCUCACUCCUCUCACAAGCCUCUCCAGGUCUAUCGUGCCAAAACAGAGGGCGACGCUGGUGCCCUCACCCCUCGGAUGAAGACCGUGACUCCCUCGUCCUCACAGCUCAACCUCUGCGUGCUGGGGCGCAGCCCCUCACCCAAGCUGACCACCUGCCGUCCUGCUCAGGGCCCACCGAGCCCGGUGGGCAGCCUGCCCCGCAACCUGGCGGCCACGCUGCAAGACAUCGAGACUAAGCGCCAGCUGGCCCUGCAGCAGAAGGGUCAGCAGGUGAUUGAGGAGCAGAAGCGGCGGCUGGCAGAGCUGAAGCAGAAAGCGGCCGCCGAGGCUCAGUCCCAGUGGGAAGCCCUGCAUGGGCAGCCCCCCUUCCCCGCUGCCUUCCCCCCACUCGUGCAUCACUCCAUCCUCCACCACCACCGUCCCCAUGGCAUCGGGCCCCGGGCCGAGGAGCUGGACCACGCGUACGACACCCUCAGCCUGGAGAGCUCAGACAGCAUGGAGACGAGCAUCUCCACGGGCAACAACUCUGCCUGCUCACCCGACAACAUCUCCAGUGCCAGCGGGAUGGAGGCGGGGAAGAUUGAGGAGAUGGAGAAGAUGCUGAAGGAGGCACACGUGGAGAAGUCACGGCUGAUGGAGUCCCGGAAGGAGGUCAAGCUGCGGGAGAAGCACUUCUCACAGGCUCGUCCCCUGACGCGGUACCUCCCAAUCCGCAAGGAGGAUUUCGACCUGCGGCUGCACAUCGAGUCCUCGGGCCACAGCGUGGACACCUGCUACCACGUCAUCCUGACAGAGAAGAUGUGCAAGGGCUACCUGGUCAAGAUGGGCGGCAAGAUCAAGUCUUGGAAGAAGCGCUGGUUCGUCUUCGACCGCAUGAAGCGCACCCUCUCCUACUAUGUGGAUAAACACGAGACAAAGCUGAAAGGUGUCAUCUACUUCCAAGCCAUCGAAGAGGUUUACUACGACCACCUCCGCAGCGCGGCGAAGGUGAGAGCCGGGCACUGCGCUGCCCUGCUACUUUUUAUUUCCUCGCGUGGUACAGAGGCUGCGGCGGUGAUGUCGGUGGACGUGGGCAGCGAAUCGAUGAAGAUCGCCAUCGUGAAACCCGGGGUGCCCAUGGAGAUCGUCUUAAACAAGGAGUCACGAAGGAAAACACCCGUGGCGGUUUCUUUGAAGGAGAACGAGCGUCUCUUCGGCGAUAGCGCGCUAGGGAUGUCCAUAAGGAGCCCCAAAGUGGCAUUCAGAUACUUUCAGGAUCUGCUGGGUAAGCGUGUCGAUAACCCCCACGUGGCGCUGUACCGGUCCCGAUUCCCAGAGCAUGAACUGGUGAAGGAUGAGAAAAGGCAGACCGUUAUCUUCAAGCUAUCCCAAACGAUACAGUAUUCUCCAGAGGAGGUGCUGGGGAUGGUCCUGAACUAUUCACGUGGUCUGGCUGAGGAAUUUGCAGAGCAGCCCAUCAAGGACGCGGUGAUCACUGUUCCUGCCUACUUCAACCAGGCGGAGAGGAGAGCAGUUCUGCACGCCGCACGCAUGGCCGACUUGAAGGUGCUGCAGCUGAUAAAUGACAACACUGCUGUAGCGUUGAACUAUGGAGUUUUUAGGAGGAAAGACAUCAAUGCCACCGCACAGAAUAUCAUGUUUUACGACAUGGGAGCAGGAAGCACCGUUUGUACUAUUGUUACGUAUCAGACAGUGAAAACUAAGGACUCGGGAACCCAACCUCAAUUGCAGAUCCAGGGCAUUGGGUUUGACCGUACUCUUGGGGGUUUAGAGAUGGAGCUUCGUCUCCGGGACUAUUUGGCGAAACUCUUUAAUGAUCAGCACCCUUCAAAAGACGUCCGAAAGAAUCCCCGGGCCAUGGCCAAACUACUGAAGGAGGCCAACCGCCUGAAAACUGUCCUGAGCGCAAACGCUGACCACAUGGCACAGAUUGAGGGGCUACUGGAUGACAUCGACUUCAAGGCCAAGGUCUCAAGGCAAGAAUUUGAGGAUUUGUGCUCUGACUUGUUCCAGCGAGUCCCAGGACCUGUGCAGCAGGCUCUGAGCAGUGCAGAGAUGAACCUGGAUGGAAUUGACCAGGUGAUUCUAGUUGGCGGUGCCACACGGGUCCCCAAAGUGCAGGAGGUUUUGCUGAAAGCUGUGGGCAAAGAAGAACUUGGCAAGAAUAUCAAUGCCGAUGAGGCUGCUGCUAUGGGUGCCGUCUACCAGGCAGCUGCUCUGAGCAAAGCCUUUAAGGUGAAGCCUUUCGUUGUUCGGGAUGCCGCCGUGUUUCCUAUCCAGGUGGAGUUUACUCGUGAAGUUGAGGAGGAUGAUAAAUCCAAGAGUUUAAAGCAUAACAAGAGGAUUUUGUUCCAGCGCAUGGCGCCCUAUCCACAGCGCAAAGUUAUCACUUUCAACCGCUACACAGACGACUUUGAGUUCUAUGUCAACUAUGGAGAUCUGUCUUUCCUGAACCAGGAUGACAUGCGGAUUUUUGGUUCUCUCAAUCUCACUACCGUGAGGCUGAAGGGAGUUGGGGACAGUUUCAAGAAGUACUCAGACUAUGAGUCCAAAGGCAUCAAAGCUCACUUCAACAUGGAUGAGAGUGGAGUACUAAGUCUUGACCGGGUGGAAUCUGUGUUUGAGACCUUGGUGGAAGACAAGCUGGAGGAGGAGUCAACGCUGACAAAACUUGGAAACACCAUCUCAAGCCUGUUUGGGGGCGGUGGCCCUACGCCAGAGACUGGAGAGAACCUGACGGACUCGGUUCAGGAAGAAGAAGAGAGCCUAGCAGAAACAGGUAAAGAAGAGCAAGGGGAGAAACAAGACCAGAAAAGCAGUGCAGAAGAUGCUGGUGAAGAGCAGGGAGAAGAGAAACAGCAGUCUCCAGGUCAGGCAGAAACUGCCCCUCCGAAAGCAGAGUCACAGAAAAAGGAAGAAGGCGAGAAAUUAGAGUCUCAGGAUCCCAAAGAAAAUAGAGAAACUGCGAAAGAGGAAGAACCGUCCAAAAGUUCCGGUGACAGCACAGUCACCAAAACGGAGGAAGAGAAGAAGAUCAAAGCACCCAAGAAGCAGAAGCUCGUCCAUGAGAUCACCAUGGAACUGGAUGUAAACGAUGUGCCUGACCUGCUGGAGGAUGAACUGAAGAGCUCGAUGAAAAAGCUCCAAGACUUGACAGUCAGAGACCUAGAGAAACAGGAAAGAGAAAAAUCUGCCAACAGCUUGGAGUCAUUCAUCUUUGAGACCCAGGACAAGCUUUACCAAGAGGAGUACCAGUUUGUCUCAACAGAGGAGCAGAGAGAAGAAAUUUCCAGAAAGCUUAGCGAGGCUUCCAGUUGGAUGGAGGAGGAGGGCUACGCAGCUGCAACUAAGGAGCUGAAAGACAAGCUUUCAGAACUGAAAAAGCUUUGUAGGAACCUCUUCUUCCGCGUCGAGGAAAGGAGAAAGUGGCCGGAACGCCUGGCUGCCCUGGAAAGUCUGCUCAACCACUCAACCAUCUUUCUCAAGGGAGCCCGAAUGAUUCCAGAGUCUGAUCAGAUAUUCACAGAAGUGGAACUGAGUACACUGGAGAAAGCCAUCAAUGAAACAACGAUUUGGAAAAAUGAGACGCUGGCUGAACAGAACAAGCUCUCUCCUACUGAGAAACCCAUCCUGCUGUCCAAAGAUAUAGAGCUCAAGAUAGCAGGCCUGGACAGGGAAGUGCAGUAUCUUCUGAAUAAGGCCAAGUUUGCAAAACCCAAACCCAAAAAGGAGAAGAACACCACAAAAAACGAUUCAGGCAAGAAUGCUACAGCAACCUCUGAGACCGAGAACACUAUCCCUCCCACGGAGGGGAAACAAGAAGGCAAACCUGAGGAUAUCGGUCCAGCCAAGGAACCUCCGACAGCUGAGAAAGUAGCAACAGAUGAUGAGCCAGGAUCAGACUCUGGGUCCAAAAAAGAGAAGAAGACAGAAGCGGGAGGAGAAAGCAGGAAAAACGAUGAGUUGUAACACCCCUGAAAUCCCACUAGUGUCAACAUCUAUUUAUUUCAUGGUUACUUUCUUGUUUUUAUAAUGGGCCUGGUUAGUCAUGAUGUAAAUGGAACACAGUGAACAGUCUGACAACAAAAUGGGAUAGAGAUGUAAAUUUUAUUUUUUUUUUUCUUUCUGGGGAUUUUGCCGCUACUAACUUAGUGAAUUGGGUUUUUGUUUUUCUUAUGUGUUUAAAGGUGGCAGUGUGCCCACCCAGAAUUGUUUCAGUUUCAGUACCGAAGUCACCAAAGUGACUUUUCUGUGGAGAGAAAGCAGUAAAGAAACAUCUGAAGCUUUAGGAAGUAACUUGGAACAUAAACUCUGUGCCACACCUCCUCUAGUGAAGAUGAACGGGAUUAAUGCAGAAGCAUAUGUAGAUGAGAUGGUGUUAUCUUUGCGUAUGAGGCCCUUGCUUAAAGAAAUUGCGUGAUUUCAGCUGAUGGGAGGUGUAUUCUCAUUUGGAUUCAUGGGAUAGUGGAACAGAAUUGGGGAGGUGGAUGGCCCGUGCUUCGAGAUAAGAAAGCGUCUGUUUUCCACAGACUGUUGUUAGGACCAUCUCUAUCCGUGCUCUGUAGCAGAGUCUGAAAACCGUGACGAAAAGAUUCUGUUUAUAGUUUACUACAAAAAAAAGAGCUGGGAAAUAGCAAUACCGAACGCGAAGGAGGCUGGAAGAAGAAACGUGUUAGUGCACGUUGUAGUCAGAACCACCGCUGGUAACGGACCACAGAGGAGGCACAGGGUUAGGCAAAACCAGAACUGGCACAGGUAACCGUAACUACCCUCCUUCCCCUGCAUCGUGUGUACUCGGACUGGCUUCAUCGUGAACCUCCAUGCCCGUGGCUGUGGCCUCCCCACUCCUGCUGCCGUACACGAGUGGAGUCUCUGAUCGACUCACGCGGACACCUGUGACUGUGCACCUGAUGUUGUUCUCCAUUUUGGCCUCUUCAACCAAAAAUAAAAACGACGCUUCCUUGACAGUCUCU
Molecule: messenger RNA, 5887 nt
Organism: Pygoscelis adeliae (Adelie penguin)
Lineage: Eukaryota; Metazoa; Chordata; Aves; Sphenisciformes; Spheniscidae
Gene: HYOU1
Product: hypoxia up-regulated 1
Exons: 37
Coding region: 30-4883 (1617 amino acids)
Biological process (GO): cellular response to hypoxia; negative regulation of hypoxia-induced intrinsic apoptotic signaling pathway; endoplasmic reticulum unfolded protein response
Cellular component (GO): endoplasmic reticulum chaperone complex
Molecular function (GO): ATP-dependent protein folding chaperone; ATP binding
Source: RefSeq, a predicted model, not a curated record